Messenger RNA from Branchiostoma belcheri (Belcher's lancelet), 1162 nucleotides. Its product is annotated as NADH dehydrogenase [ubiquinone] 1 alpha subcomplex assembly factor 4-like. Gene Ontology annotation, cellular component: mitochondrion. NCBI's taxonomy places the organism in Eukaryota, Metazoa, Chordata, Leptocardii, Amphioxiformes, Branchiostomatidae. The coding region runs from base 101 to 682 and encodes 193 amino acids. Gene Ontology annotation, biological process: mitochondrial respiratory chain complex I assembly. The record is from RefSeq and is a predicted model, not a curated record. The transcript is spliced from 4 exons.
GACCGGAAGAGAUCAUGUGUUUGCAAGUUUCGUAAGAUUUUGAAGGACGUUCGGCUUUAUCUCCGUUACAGUGUGACCUUAACUCCUUCAAGACGUCGCGAUGGGCUCUAAGAUAAGUAAGGCUCCUAAGGCAGCACUGAGACCGAUGAAGAACAUGAAUGUGGAGGCUCGGGCGCACAGACUUCUGGAGCGGGACAAACCCAAACCCGCGCCUCAGUACCCCAGCACCAAGGAAGAGAUAGCAAGAGUACAGAAACUCCAUCCUGAAAUUGUGAAGCUGCAACAGACCAAAGAUGUCAGACUAGAUGAUUUCCUCAAGCAGGUCAGAGUGGAGUCACAUGACCCAGUACCUAAGACUAUUGAAGGAGAUAGAACAGAGGCUCUUCCAGAUUCUAGUCAAAUAUCAUCCAGUAAAAGACAAGUCUCUUCAGGUGAUUCACUGGAUGUUAGGGUAGUGACAGAAGGGAAGAUGACCGUUACCCAGAUUCUGGAGGUCCUUGUCAGACACAAGAAAGAUCCAGAGGAGUGGUCAGCGGAGAGGGUGUCUCAGGAAUUCAAUCUGGAGCUUGAACAUGCCCAAGGACUCUUAACGUACUUCAAAACUUUUGAAGUCAAGGCGUUUGGACAGAUCCCAGAGGAGAUCAAGAAACAAAUCAACCCUGGUACCAAGUCGGCACCAUGAGGUCACAUUUACCAAGAGAAGAACUUUAUGAAAUUAUGAAGUUAUGAAAAGAUCCCUAGCCUUCUAUUUGAACAAGAGACUUAAUAGAAUUGUUUGUAGAUGAUUGAUUGAUUGUGUAUAAAGUAGAGUCAUGUGGAUUCAUCUAUCACACUGCAGUUGUCUCUCAGUAAUUAAAGCAUCAUUGAUCGACUUGUUACUGUUAGGAGCAUUCUUGGUUUUAGUAUACUGGUAGUAUUUAUACUAUUGUGUACACAUAAAUCCCUUGUCAUUUUGUAAAGCAUAACAUAUUAACAUAUACAUGUGUAUAAAGAAUGACUCCAGUCUUGUGUAUUGUGAAACCUACAGUUGUAUUUGUGUCCAGUCAAAAAAUGAACUUUUUGGUACAGUGGUCUGUUCAUACUCGUUUACUAUGUAAGUUAUAAUCUUAGCUCUGAUUCUGAGACCUAUAUCAGGAAAAAAAUAAAAGAUAUGAACAUUGAA